AUCGCAUUCCCCUGCUGAUCGUCAUGGGCCAAGACUUGUCAAAGCAAGCGAACCGUCUGUCCAUUGCGGCAGUGUCGCACAUCACACAAUUCGACCGCGACGACCUGUUGGAACUGCGGACGGCGUUUGAAGCGGCGGUCAAGCCCACGCCCGACAAUGUCAAGAAAGUACGACAAAGCCCCGCUCCAUCUUCGUCAUCCAAGGAGCGCGUGGAGCCCAAUCUGUCGCGCGAUGACUUUAACAUUGCCGUGGACCGCGCCAACUUCUACGCAUCCGACCGUGCGAUUCUCGAUCGAUUGUUCACGAUGAUGGACAAAACUGGUGAUGACGUGAUCAACGGCCGCGAAUUCCUCGUGGGGGUCGCCCCGCUUGUCAAAGGCAACUUGACGUCCAAACUCGCAUUGGCCUUUGAAAUGUGGGAUGAAGAUAGCACGGGCGAAGUGGACGCAAAAGGAUUUCGCUUCCUCGUCACGACCAUGACAACAGUCGCGUCAUACUUUGGCGACCCCCCCAUGACAAAGAAAGACGUGGCGGCGCUCACCGCCGAUGUGUUUGGGGCUGCCGACACCAUCGAGUAUACCAAGACCAUUCCCCGUAUCGCAGAACACGCGAUUGUCGACGCGUAUGUGUCGCAAGACGGCAACAACUAAGACAUUGAACCAUGCCGAUGGCCUCUUUCUCUCCCUGCUGCCCUUAUGAAAGUAAUUCAGAAUGCUGUUGAGGCUUGAAACAUCAAUGUUAUGCCGAGUUCUCGUCGCUGCCCCAUACGAUCGAGUUGUCUGAAAGUCGCCCUGCAAAGUUCUGCGCUUGGUGCACGCGUUGCUUUUGUUUGAGCAUGGCAAU
Messenger RNA from Aphanomyces astaci, 843 nucleotides. RefSeq lists its product as hypothetical. The transcript is spliced from 7 exons. The coding region runs from base 24 to 650 and encodes 208 amino acids. NCBI's taxonomy places the organism in Eukaryota, Oomycota, Saprolegniomycetes, Saprolegniales, Verrucalvaceae. Gene Ontology annotation, molecular function: calcium ion binding. The record is from RefSeq and is a predicted model, not a curated record.